AUGCAAGUCUGUGAACUCGUCGCGCUCUUGGCACGAUGGGUGGCCCAUGCUUCGCGGAUGGGCUAUCCAGUGAGUUGUUAUCAAUUGAGUGGCAUGCAUCCAGUCACUCACGUGAAGGUCGUGCGCAGCUCCAACAAGUUCAAGGCCUACAAGAAGCUCGAGCCCAGCUUGUCCCGGCGGGCAUCUGGCACCGGGUCCGACUACUUGAUUGCUGUCGAGAUUCCAGACGAUAUUCAUAUUCAUGUGUCUACACUGUCCUGUCAGACCGUCACACCGACCGUCGUUGGACAUCAUUGGGUUGACCAAGGCCUAUCGAGGCUCGAGUCACCCACGCUGACAACUUGA
Phytophthora infestans T30-4 is the source of this 345-nucleotide messenger RNA. RefSeq lists its product as uncharacterized. NCBI's taxonomy places the organism in Eukaryota, Oomycota, Peronosporomycetes, Peronosporales, Peronosporaceae. The coding region runs from base 1 to 345 and encodes 114 amino acids. The record is from RefSeq and is a predicted model, not a curated record. The transcript has 2 exons.